CUUACGGAUAUGUGACUAUAUACUAAAGCGCAGGCUGCUCAGACACACCACGUUCGCCAGCAGCGUAGCUUGUCGAAAUGUCACCCAUUCCUGAUCUCGCUACCGUUUUUGACAUUGACGGACAAACUUUCGAUUUUGUCAUCAUCGGCGGUGGUAUCGCGGGAUGCGUCUUGGCCAACCGACUUUCUGAGGACCCCAAUGUCUCAGUGGCGAUGCUCGAGGCAGGCAAGUCGCGCUUGGAUGACCCAGUCGUCUCGAGUCCCGUGGGAUACCUCCAGGAACUCAUGAACCCCGAGUAUGACUGGCUGUUUCCUAUUGCGCCGCAGCCGAACGCAUCGACCGCGCACAUGAUACCUUGGAACCGGGGGAAAAUGCUCGGCGGAAGCUCUGCGAUCAACGUCAUGGCAUACACCAAGCCCGCUCGCGAAGAGCUCGAUGCUCUUGAGACUCUUGGGAACCCCGGGUGGAACUGGUCUUCGUACCAGAAGUACGCGAACAAGGCUGAGGGAUUCCGCACUCCCGCACCCGCGAUUAUGGAUGAGGACUUUCGCAACUUGUACAAUCCUGAUUCCGUCGGGCACGAUGGAAAUCUCACACUGUCCUUUGUUCCAACUGGGUCCAAUGCGGACUCUGCGUUUCAGAAGAGUUUGGCUAACAACGGGUUGGACAUACGGUCAGAUGCGCUCGGCGGAGAAAUCACUGGUAUUGCGAAGACGCUGUCAACCCUCGAUCCGAAGACUGGCUACCGAGUCAGCGCUGCGACGGCGUACUUGCUUCCGGCGCUCGGCAGACCAAAUCUCAAGAUUCUCACAGAAGCGUAUGCCUGCCGGAUCGUCACAGAAACGGAGGCAGGCGGCAUCGUCGCUCGUGCGGUCGAGUUCGAGCAUGGCGGCAAGCAGUACACAGCAUCGGCCGCGCGCGAAGUCAUCGUUUCUGCUGGGACUGUCAAGACCCCGCAGAUCCUCGAGCUCAGCGGUAUCGGCGAUCCGAAGGUCCUCGAGCCCCUGGGGAUCAAGGCCGUCCUCGACCUGCCCUCUGUCGGCACGAACGUGCAGGAGCAUAUCGUGGUCGCCAAUCUGAAUUAUCGGAUGCAAGACGACAGGAACAUCGUCACCAACCACAUCCUCGCCGACAAGGAGUACAUGGCCGAGGUGCACAAGCGUCUCGGCCUGCAGACCGAGUACGCGCUGCUCGCAAACAACUUCGCCUUCGUGCCGCUGCACGUCGCGUCGCCCAACGCGGCGGCGCUCAUCGCGCGGAAGCGGGCGGAGCUCGCGCAGCGCGCCCCGACGCUCCCGCCCGGCCUGCGCAAGCAGUACGAGGUCCAGCUGGAACUGAUGGCGAGCGGGCGCAACGCGGACAUCGAGAUGAUGUCGUCUGCGGUCGUGCUGACGCCGAUGGCGGAGCCGGCGAAGCCGCACAUGGCGCUCGUCGCCGAGCUGACGCAUCCCUGGUCGCGCGGCACCAUCCACGUCGCCUCCGCGGACCCGAAGGCGCACCCGCACAUCGACCCGCGCUUCCUCUCGGACGCGUUCGACCUCGACGUCCUCGCCGAGGGCUUCAAGUUCGCGCUCAAGGUCGGCGAGACGGAGCCGUUCCGCGGGAUGACGAAGGCGCGCGUGGGCCCCCCGCCCGAGGUGGACCUGUCCACGGACGAGGGCAUCAGAGAUUACGUGCGCGCGAACAUCUUUGUCACCUGGCACGCAUGCGGCGCCGCGUCCAUGCUGCCCAAGGACCUCGGCGGCGUCGUGGACCCGCAGCUGAGGGUGUACGGCACGACGAACAUCCGGGUCGUGGACCUGUCGGUGCUGCCGCUUCAGCUCUCUGUACACUCCCAGGCGUUCGUGUAUGCUUUGGCAGAGCAAGCUGCCGAUAUCAUCAAAGGGAUUCCGAUGUAGGUGACUUCGACUCUGUCGCUUGCACUUGAUUCUUGCUGCUUGUCCUACUUCCCGGAUGAUAUGAACUGUUGGCGUGAGGCAUUUUGUCGGGCUCUGAGCUGUUCCGGUUUGC
Molecule: messenger RNA, 2010 nt
Organism: Phanerochaete carnosa HHB-10118-sp
Lineage: Eukaryota; Fungi; Basidiomycota; Agaricomycetes; Polyporales; Phanerochaetaceae
Exons: 20
Coding region: 78-1898 (606 amino acids)
Molecular function (GO): oxidoreductase activity, acting on CH-OH group of donors; flavin adenine dinucleotide binding
Source: RefSeq, a predicted model, not a curated record